GGAUCAUGUUGGAGCGCUUAACAACGUUUGAAAGGCUGUCGAAUUUAAGUAAUUUAAGGAAUCAUGAAAGAAAUGUGACUUACUAAAUCACAUAUCAUGAGACUCAUUAUUGGAGGUCAAAUUCAAACACAGAGAAUUGGUGAUGAUUCUACAAAAAAAAUGCUGGCAGAAUUGUUGAAAUAGAGUCAUGUGUUUGAAAGUAUGGAAAAUGAUAUAGAUGAAAAUUGUUCAACAGUUAUCCGAAAAUGUACGAGUUAAUUAAUCCGAUUAAAAUAAUACACUUAAUAAUCACAUGAAUGUCAUAUGUACUGUCACUCAUUUACCUUGCUGAAAAAAGAUUAUAUAAGUGAUGUAACAAAGCAGUCAAAACACCGUCUUUACAACAUUAUGAAACUAUCGGGAGCAAACUGUUUGGUAGUCUUCAGCCUACUACAACUUCUUGUGGCAUUUUCACACUGUGAUAUUAAUGCCAUAACAUGCAACAAGACAGUUUGUUGCGCUUCAGAAGACGGUAAAAAAGGUCCCCUAUGUUGUGGGAAAGAUGGUUGUCCAGUUCCAAGCACUCCAGAUCUUUUGCUUGGAAAUUACCUGCGUCAUCGACAAAUGAAAAAUUAUUUAGAGGAAGUGUGCAAAUAUUUCAUAUACACGCCAUAAAAUACCGGAAAAUUGGUUGUUCAUGAUUAAUUACGUUUAAAAAUAUGCUAAACUGACCGACCGUGAAUUUAUGUAUUUGAUUUAUUGUACAACUUAAAUAAUAAAAGACGUUCGUAAGCUC
Molecule: messenger RNA, 775 nt
Organism: Schistosoma rodhaini
Lineage: Eukaryota; Metazoa; Platyhelminthes; Trematoda; Strigeidida; Schistosomatidae
Source: the annotation of a GenBank genome assembly